AUGCAGUGGAAACGGGAGUUUCCGAAACGACGGAUUCCCCUCUGUGCCAAAUUUCGCUCGAGGAAAAUAGAUGAAAGCGAAAAGCAACGACCAAAGUCCGUUUCGCAACGUGAUGAGGAAGUAAUUCUGCGGACGGAUUCAAAUGCGCCGAGUCCGAAGAACGCGAGGAUGAGCCAAGGCAGGAUUGGUGCAGCAGCGACAUCUACGUUGCACCGCCUGGGAACUUUGAUUCGUUCCGCCAAGAACAAGGCGUCGGUGUCGUCAGCAACAGCAGCAAUCAGCAGGAAACCGUCGCUGGCUGACGAUGAGCGCGUCGACAUUGUUGACACAGAUGACGUUUACAUCACUCAGACGAAGAAGACAGGCGACGAUGGGACAAAGUGGACCAGUCUUGGGGCCAGGUUCAGGUCAUGUCGAGGACCCGCUACGAUCCGGCGAUUGUUACGAAGAGCUGAAUCGUCAGCAACUACAGCUAGUCGAGCUGGUCAACGUCGACGUCGACAUCAGCAGCAGCAACAAAGUGUCGAAGACGCAACCCGUAACGACACCUUCGACGAUUUUCUGCAUCGACAUGAACCAGCAUCGACGUCGUCGGCAGUCGACGGGUUCCUGAGCAUCAAGAAGAAGGGGAAACCCAGCAAAAAUAACUGUGACGACGUCGUCGGUGUCGGUGGGAACCAAAAAAGUCAAUUUCACACGACGACGACGACGAUGACGAGGGGAAUGAGAAGAGCAAUGGAAAUGCAACUUGAAGUGUUCUGA
This is a messenger RNA of Notodromas monacha, 762 nucleotides long. The record is from the annotation of a GenBank genome assembly. NCBI's taxonomy places the organism in Eukaryota, Metazoa, Arthropoda, Ostracoda, Podocopida, Cyprididae.